AUGCUUUAAUAUCAGUAAACAGUCAGGUCAGAGCAAGUUCAGCGUCGAUAUCCUUUUUUCAAGGGCGUGUGGUAGCACUUCCUCUCUGACUCAUAGUUAAGUUUACCAUCUUGCUUCAUAUGAGCAAAACAAAGACAGAAUGAAGACGGUGCAACUUUUACUCUUCUGUCUGCUGGUGUGUCAAACUACAGAGCGUUUAACUGAUAAACUGGUGAAUUUAGGGGAAAAUGUGACUUUAGACUGUCAGAUUGAUGUAAAAGACAUUUAUUGGGUUUUCCAGAAACUGACAGACUCUCCGCGGCUGUUACUGCGAACUUUCUCAUCAGAAUCUGCAUCAUCUCAUGUACAAGACCAAAGACUGAAAGACAAAUAUUCAUCACUAACUAAGAGCCGUUUAUUUAUUAUUAAUAUAACUAUUCAUGAAUUAGGAAUAUAUUAUUGUGUAAAAUCUGAUCCAAAACAACUACAGUUCAGCAAUGGCACCAGACUUUACAUCAAUGAAUCGGCCCAAGAUCAAAAUGAACCAGAAGAGAAACAUCAGGAACAGUCAUGUGAGGAAACAUUGGAGAUGCACAUGAUUCUGAAUGUUACAUCCAUCCUGCUGAAUUUUGUGCUGAUUAUUGCAACAAUAGGUCUUUUAAUGCUCAAACUUAAGAAGCCUAGAAAAAAACGACAACAGGCCCAGAAUGUGCAUCCAGAACAGAUCGAGGACUUAAACAACGCACAGUAUUCUGAAAUCGAGUUACCCACAUGUUCACGAAGAGAAAAACCGAUUCAGAUAAACGGCACUUACACACUUCUUCAGAAUCCAAAGCCACGUUCUGGAUCAACACAUGCAGAUAUCAUCACAUCGUGAAACAUGCGAAGUUUAUAAUAAGGUCUGACACCUUCCCUGGGAGUAUCAUUUUCGGUAUGAGUGAGUUUUAUAAAGGUCAGUGUAUUUCUGUCACUCUUUGAAUGAAACCAUGUUAUUCGCUUAUUUAUAAAAUGCAUAAUUUGGAUGUUAUAAAGACAUGUUAACAUAUCUAUCUUGAUUAAUGUGGUUACGGUUUACAAUAAGGUUCAAUGCAUUAACAUUAAAUUACAAUGGAAAAAACUUAUUAAUCCUGGUUAAUGUUUAUUCAUGUUAAUAAACAUAACUAUUAUGAAGUAUAUUAUAUAAGUUUUAUUGUAUUGAUUGUAAUUGAUUUUAUGUGUUUAACCAUGCUGGAUUAGGAUGAUGUAGUUUGUCCCCAGACUGGCCAAAAUGGUGUUUAGCUGGUUUCCCAAAUCUGGACAGCCAACAAAUACCCAAAACACAUCAAAAACCAUCAAAAUAGGUCAGAAAAAAAACAACAACUAGAGAACAACAGUGAAAUGUCUUCAUGCAUUAAGGUCAAAAACUAGUUAAAAGGUUUAAGGGUUGCUUCAGAAAAACAUAAGGCAAGUGUUUUAAACUUUCUGAACAUCUUUUCCUCAGGAAAGUGUUCUAGCAUGCACUUGUGACUCAUAAAGACAUUAAAACUUUUUUAAAGAGAUGGAUGGAGUGUUUUAUUAUAAUUUGGGUUAGCCUACAGUUAUUUUAUAUUUUGUAUGAUAACACAAUAUUUCAUUGGAAUUAACAACAUCUAUACACACAGGGCCGUAACCACCAUAGACACUGAGGAAAACAAGUCUGUUAGGAUUGUACAUAUCUGUAUCAUACACUGUAUGUAUAAAACCAGAUAUGUAUCCAUUAUAACAUUAAGUUAGUCAUUAGAGUCCUUAGCCAUCUUCAAGAAUCGGCUUAAAACACAUCUCUUCCAUCUUUAUUUGACCCUCUA
Molecule: messenger RNA, 1802 nt
Organism: Carassius auratus (goldfish)
Lineage: Eukaryota; Metazoa; Chordata; Actinopteri; Cypriniformes; Cyprinidae
Exons: 5
Coding region: 140-856 (238 amino acids)
Biological process (GO): response to bacterium
Source: RefSeq, a predicted model, not a curated record